GAUUCAAAACGGGGAGGAGUCUGACGCCGAGUUCAACUCAGGACGGACUGAAGGACAAACAAGUAGGAAGAUUUGUGAGAGGACAAAGGGAACAACAAAGCUUCUUUUUUUUUUUGACAAAUUCCAGGCUGGAAAAUGUCUUCUGCCACCUUGGCCGCUCGUCGAGUCCUCGCCGCUGCUGCGUCACAUGCAGCUGAGGAGGGAGGAGCAAGGACCUGGAAGAUCCUGACAUUUGUUCUGGCCUUUCCCGGCGUGGGCGUCUGCAUGGCCAACGCCUACAUGAAGAUGCAGCACCACAGCCACCACCAGCCGGAGUUUGUGCCGUAUUCUCACCUCCGCAUCCGCACCAAGAAAUUCCCCUGGGGUGACGGCAACCACAGCCUGUUCCACAACCCGCACGCCAACGCUCUUCCCGACGGCUUCGAGAGCUCAGAGCACUGAGAGCAUCACUCAGUCCGCUCAGCUGACGCAGGCCUCCACCCUCGCUUUGACAAUGUUGGCCAACGGGAGAGGCAGCCCUGUCAUCGAGGGGCUCGAUGGGAAUAAAACCACUUUAUUCUGUGUGAAAAUGAGAACCAUUUCAUUUCUAUUGCAUUUAAAUCCAUGAGAUGUUUGGGAUCUGGAGCAACAACCUGAAUACAGGAAGUACAGCGUU
Molecule: messenger RNA, 655 nt
Organism: Oryzias latipes (Japanese medaka)
Lineage: Eukaryota; Metazoa; Chordata; Actinopteri; Beloniformes; Adrianichthyidae
Gene: cox6a2
Product: cytochrome c oxidase subunit 6A2
Biological process (GO): mitochondrial electron transport, cytochrome c to oxygen
Cellular component (GO): respiratory chain complex IV; mitochondrial inner membrane
Molecular function (GO): enzyme regulator activity
Source: RefSeq, a predicted model, not a curated record